GCCCCGUGGUUUGACGAGCCAGCGGAAGUUACUGAAGUUAUCAUUACUGUGGAAGGGCAGAACGUUUCUUUUACGUGCACGGCCCAGGGAUUUCCACUUCAUGUUGAAUGGAAGCUUCAGAAGGAUGGCGAGGACUUCGUACGGUCCUGCAUAAGUGAGAUCAUAUGUUUGAUAAAAUUAUAGAAAUUUAUGUAGUUGUACAUUUUCUUUGGGUAAAGCUUAAUUAACUGCAAAGAAAUAAAAAUCGACACCAACAGGGGCAAACAACGACGCAAAUAGGUGGUGAAGAGCUAGACUCUUAUUAGGUGUUUAUAUUGAGCACGAUAUUUGUAUCAUUCACCACAUAACGAUCUUUCUUGUUAAAGCACUUGCACAAUGCCUAGAGAACUAUUUGUUUUAAGAAAAAAUGGGAAAUGAACAUUCGACAACCAAAUUAAACCCAAUGCUUUCAGCACUUUGAAAAAUUCAUGUGGGCUUCAAAAUGUUGUUUGUUAAAAUUGUGGGAGUGUACUUUUUGUGUAUUGCAAAUUGAGCUUUCACUUUGUUUCCUUUUCCUUUAAGAUGGCUCAGAUGGAAAAUACCAUGUUCAUCGCAGCGGAAUUUACGAUCCUUCUGUGUUGACUGUAUCUGAUGUGCGGUACACUGAUGUUGGAUCUUACUUCUGUUGCCAUCCGUCUAACUGCUCGGGCAAUAUCCAAGAUAACUGCCAACACUUUGUUCUCCAA
Molecule: messenger RNA, 725 nt
Organism: Porites lobata
Lineage: Eukaryota; Metazoa; Cnidaria; Anthozoa; Scleractinia; Poritidae
Source: the annotation of a GenBank genome assembly